UUUGAAUCUAAAUUCGCUACGCCGGAGCUUAAAGCUGUCUCGAUUAAGAGAUCGUCAUAACUCGGCGAUGAUCGAGCUUGUCAUUGACUUACUUAUUGAGCUCAUGUCGUUGCAACCAUCCGUCCUCUCAAGGCCUACAAAGACAAAAUGCGACUCCUCAUCUCUCAGCUGCUCCCCCUUCUCCUUCUAGGGCGCGCAAAUGCGAUCAUAGCCCAGGACCCUGGGGUGUUCGGGCCCCAGUUGGAGCUCGUCCACAAAUAUUUUGACGAGUGGCCUACAGGUGUUGCUGUGUCCUCCACGGGCCGCAUAUUUUCCUGCUAUCCUCUUGGCAUGGAUUCCAACAAUACUCGGUACCAAGUGGCUGAACUGACAAGCGCAACAACCGAGUCGCCCUAUCCCUCUGCUGACUUCAAUUUCCCUCCUGGUGGAGCCGUCAACUACUCUACCUUUCCACCGACAACGGCAAACUACGUCGAUCAUCUAAUAAGCGUUCAAAGCGUCUACAUCGAUGCUAAGGAUCGCCUGUGGAUUCUCGAUACCGGUCGUGCGCAGACAACCAACGGGACUCUCCUCUUAUCCUCUUAUGGUGGCCCUAAGCUCGUCGGAGUGGACCUAAACAUCAACAAGGUCUUCAAAACAAUCAUCUUCCCCCGAGAUGUCGUCUUCCCUGACUCGUAUCCCAACGACGUCCGAUUCGAUCUCCGUUCCGACCUCAGUGGCUCGUCUGGCCAGGGCAUUGCCUACCUUACAGACUCCAGCCCAGAAGGCCGCAACGGCCUCAUUGUUGUGGAUAUUGGAACAGGGGGGGCCUGGCGUCAGCUUGACGGUCUACCCUUGACCAAAGCGGAACCUAAUUUCAAGGCAUUUAUCUGGGGAGAUGUGGUCUCCGUGUCCAUCGGAACCGAUGGAAUCACGGUCUCGGCUGAUGGGGAAACGCUCUACUUUGGCGUUGUGAGCGGACGAAACCUUCACUCGAUCCCGACUGCCAUACUGCGGGAUUCAUCCCCGGCGGGACAGGCGCUGGCGCUGCAGAGCGUGACCACCUUGACGCAGAAGGGAGUAAGUGACGGAUACGAGGUUGACUCUUUGGGAAGAAUCUAUGUGGGAAGCUUCGAGUCGAACGCCAUCAAUGUCUUCUAUCCUGGGAAUUCCAGCGUGCAGACGUUCGUGAGGGACCCGCGGAUCGGAUGGACGGAUUCGAUGAGCGUGGUGACUUUGAAGAAGAAUCUGACCGACAAAGGGUAUGUGUAUUUCACGGAGAAUCAACUCUGGAGAGCAGAGAAGGUGAGACCCUUUGCACUGUUUCGGGUGGAAUUGCCUGCGGGGGCCGGGAAGGUCAUUCUA
Messenger RNA from Aspergillus heteromorphus CBS 117.55, 1344 nucleotides. RefSeq lists its product as uncharacterized. The record is from RefSeq and is a predicted model, not a curated record. Lineage: Eukaryota; Fungi; Ascomycota; Eurotiomycetes; Eurotiales; Aspergillaceae. The transcript has 4 exons. The annotation marks the transcript as partial.